UAACUCGAUUCGGUUAGCCCUUAUUCGCAGAACGAAUUACCGCGGCAAAAUAUCAAAUGCAAACACAAAUUACCACUGUAAACUUUGAGCUCCUUCAUAUGCCGGUUCGGUCGCAACUUUAUGUGUUUGAAAUAUUCUCUCAGCUCUGCCUUUUCAGUUCGCUGCCAAAGUGAACUCUUUACUCGGGUCCGUGUGCAAAAGUGUGCCGGGGAGUGUUCUGUAGGUUAGACGCACAGUGGAUCAUACCAACAGUUUGAGAAAUCGUGCGUUUGCAUCGAUUUGAGAAGUUGCCACUUCCCUUGCAGCCUGGCAAUGGUUGCUUCGUGCGCGGGCUUCUCCCCGCUACCCCCAGAAGGGUGCGUCAGUGUUUGCGAGAUUGAUGGCAAAGUUGCCCACAAACCAUUCGAAAGUGCCAAUCCUGCUGAAUUUACAAAUACUGUUGUUACCCACCCUGUUAUAUCACUGUCACACGAUGCUGUGCACCUUGCAGCGAGGGAAGAUGCACGCCAUGUUUUUCUCCAUGUGGAAGAGAAACUACUGAAGAGAAUAAUCUCAACAUGGUACGAGCAAGGAACUGUCGAAGCACUAGAACUCGCAGCCACACCCAAUGACCAAUCAGGAUAUAUUCUACAGAUGUCUGCAAGAAUUGCUCUCAAAGCCAUCCAUGCUAUGUCACUUGUUUUAAAUUCUGUGUACCCACAUUUUGGUGAAAGGGGCCAGCACCUUACUGCUUCUGGAGCCCACUCGCGAUCAUUGCAUCACAACCCUGUAAGGUGCAUCGCAUGGCACCCUCACAUCACUAAAAUUGCUGUUGCUGUGUCGGAUGAUUCAGUAAGAGUGUAUACUGCUAUGAGCCCUGGUCUUGUCCCAACUCUCCGGAGUAAAGGCCAGCGAUCUGUGUCUUGUCUUGCUUGGAGGCCACACUCUGCAUCUGAAUUAGCUGUUGGUUGUCAUGCAGGUGUCUUAGUUUGGCAGGUUGAUCCAAAGUCUGUUGUAACUCGCCCAUCCAUUAGUUGCGCAACAGUUUUGAAACAACCAGGACAUUCACCUGUGUCUAGUGUCCAAUGGAAUUCGACUGGCACUCUUCUUGUGAGUGCUGCCACUGGUGAUACAUCAAUGUAUAUUUGGGACGUAGAUCUUCAAGAGUCCAUUCCGCUUCGUCGAGUGGGUGGUGGAGGCAUCAGCCUCGUAUCAUGGUCCCCUGAUGUGCACAAACUGCUGGCUGCAACCACUAGUGUUACUUUCAGAGUCUGGGAUUCUAGCAACUGGGUUCCUGAAAGGUGGCGAGUUCUCUCUGGCCAUGUGCGCACAGCCUGCUGGUCACCUUGUAGUACAGUCCUGCUUUUCACUACGUCAGAAGAAUCUGUGGUCUAUGCUCUUCAGUUCAAACCAAACUGCGCUCAACUGGACACCAUGUUCUACUCAGACACACCUGUCAGUGAACAAGCAGCUAGGGUAGUCAUUAACCUGGCCCAGGAGGAAGUUGGCAAUGGAACUCGGAUUGGUGGUACUGUACUUUCGAUGGUUUGGGAUCGACUUGGUCGUCAUCUAGCAUUGAUUUUUGAAAAUUCACCACUAGUUGCCAUCUACAGAACUGAUUUGGUUCCGCACCUCCUAAUCACACCCAACUGCCUUGUGAAAGGUGCUAGUGGUGAGCAGCCAACCACAAUAGCUUUCCAGAACAACUUUGAUGUGGGCGCAUGCCUGACAAUUGCUUGGUCAUCCGGCCGUAUUCAGUACUUCCCUAUAGUUUAUCAGGAACUAAAAAAUCCAAACCAGUCUGUUAGACAUAAUGCCAGCAUGCAGUACCGACCUGACCAAUCAUUUUUGGAAACCUCAAUGGCGCCUGAUGCUUCUUCUUUUAUGCAUAGUUUCCAAGAUUCCUUCUUGUCUUAUUAAUAUCCAACCUCUUGAGUAAAGGGAUGGAUGUAAAUUCAAGUAAUAAAAAUAAACAAUCAAACUUUUUAAAAACAUUUAAUAAAAUUGUGCAAAUUUUAACAAAUUUUUUU
Messenger RNA from Thrips palmi, 2009 nucleotides. RefSeq names its product aladin-like. NCBI's taxonomy places the organism in Eukaryota, Metazoa, Arthropoda, Insecta, Thysanoptera, Thripidae. Gene Ontology annotation, biological process: nucleocytoplasmic transport. The transcript is spliced from 10 exons. Gene Ontology annotation, molecular function: protein binding. Gene Ontology annotation, cellular component: nuclear pore. The record is from RefSeq and is a predicted model, not a curated record. The coding region runs from base 313 to 1899 and encodes 528 amino acids.